Messenger RNA from Symsagittifera roscoffensis, 6327 nucleotides. RefSeq lists its product as uncharacterized. The coding region runs from base 424 to 6213 and encodes 1929 amino acids. The transcript is spliced from 4 exons. The record is from RefSeq and is a predicted model, not a curated record. Gene Ontology annotation, molecular function: microtubule binding; cytoskeletal adaptor activity; actin filament binding. NCBI's taxonomy places the organism in Eukaryota, Metazoa, Xenacoelomorpha, Acoela, Convolutidae. Gene Ontology annotation, cellular component: stress fiber; microtubule plus-end; actin filament. Gene Ontology annotation, biological process: microtubule bundle formation; regulation of microtubule polymerization or depolymerization; protein localization to microtubule plus-end.
AUUACUCUUUAAAGGCAUAAAAAACGUACACAGUCAGAAACCAAGUCAGUUAUAACACGUUGAGUUUUAAUUUAUAAGAAUCCUACGCAAGACUUAAGAUUACUUUUCAAUUUUUAUUGAAUAUUUCAAUUAUGAGUGCAAACAAAAAAAUUUAAUAUGUGGCCGCUUUCAACAAGAAGUCAAAUAAAUUCAUUGCCUCUUGAAACUGAUUUGCAAAAAAAAUUCUCGGCCAAAUGCUCAAAAUCAAACUGCAACCUGUUUUGGUUAAGCACAAAAGCAUUCAUAAAUGUUGUAUAUAUCCAAAACGCAGCAUCUUAAAUCGAAAUUAUUAAUUAAAGUUGUUUGGUUUCAUAAAUUUCUUUUUUAUUUUUGGUUAAUUAUGUGACAAAGUACUGGCAUUUAAAACAUUCUUUAUAAUCAAAUAUGGAAGUACCAAUAAUGAUGAGCAGUGGAUCGUGCCUCGAACUCUUCGCCAAUCCUAACAAGUAUAAUAUACCAAUAAACCGAGAAAGCAUUUCGAUGGAAACACGAAGCAAAGUGUCAACUCCGAUUAGAAACUUCAAAGCGGUUCCUUUUACAUCAUGUUUUGAUGACAUGCAAGAUUACGUGCGAUUGAUGGUGGAAGAUCUAGCCGCGUGGUUGAACGAUAUCUACCACAUUGAGUUAAGUCUGGAUAACUUUUUCGAAUGCCUGGACAAUGGUGUUCUGUUGUGUCAACAUGCAAACAACCUCCAGAGACUGGCAAGGUCCUAUGCGGCCAGACAUCCGGAAGAAGUUAAGAAGAGGGGAGUGGUUAUUCCGAAGGAGUCUGUGUCCUAUAGACCUCAAGUGCCAAGAGGCACUUUCCUAGCACGAGGAAACGUGGAGAACUUCAUCAUCUGGUGUCGUGAUCAGAUUGGGAUCCCUCAGUGCCUGCUGUUCGAAGUGGACGAUCUAGUGCUCCGGAAGAACUGCAGGAACUUCGUCUUAUGUCUCCUUGAAGUGUCUCGUAAAGGAAGGAAGUUCGGAAUGCGCAUUCCGGGUCUGCUAGCUUUGGAUGCAUCCGUGGAGCGAGAGGAGAAGGAACUUGAUAGACUGGACAGAUGUCUUCCGAGUCGGAUUGCGAAGAACUCCACCUGCUGUAACUGGGAACUGCUGAGAGAUGUGGACGACGAAGUUAGGAGACAGCUGGCACUCUGUGCUUGCGAGGAGAAGUUUGGACUGACUCAGGAGGCACCCGGCAGAUACAUACUGGCGAAAGAUGGAAGAAGGGUGUUUGCACGGAGAUUGCGCGACAAAACUGUGAUGAGGCUCUCAAAAGACACCGAAUGGGAAGUCGCCAAUUCAUUUUUCACAACCCAUGACCCCUGUCGACUCAGCGAAGACACGACUAUAAACGAGACACUCAGCUCCGAACCCGCCACUAAGAAAACCGAAACAACUCGAAAACAGCAUAAAGUGAAACGAAAGUUGGAUUUCGAAGCGAAGCGACGAUGUAAGACGCCUGACGGAAGAUCAAAUAGUUCAAAACUCGAAUCUGAGCUAAGCUGGAAAUCUCUUGAUUAUGCAAAUUGUUUUAAAAACGAGAGCUCGAAUCUCAGCGAAGUCCCAAUAACUUUGAAUGAUGGCAACCUUCGCAAGUUAGAAAACGGCUUCGGAAAUGAAAUGGAGCAACAACGACAUAUGUUGGAUUCAAUUCAAAGCGAAAACCAAAAUCGCGUGGACAGUAAACAAAGUCAACGUGAAAAACAAAAUGACCAUUUUCUCGAUAAAAAAACACAGCAUCAAAACCCUCAAAUACAUGUUUCUGAUACUAGUGAGAAUUUUCUCGACAAACCUGUCUCAGAACCUAUUCCUUUGAGCCCGCAACACACUAACUUGGAUUCGUUUAGGAGGCGGAAAAGGCGAAAGAUCAAAGCAGCACAGUCUAGAUGUCACAGCGCAUUAGCCGAGUUUGAUUCUAAAUUGGUAGGCGAAAAUAACAGCGAGAAAGAAAUCCGAGGAAUCGAUCAAACCGAUGGUAGAAUUAAGAAAUACAGCGUGUCACAAUUGCGAAAUUUGCUGGGAUUGCCUCAAAAGGCAAACGAACAGGUUGAAGCGAAAUUAGUUUCAAAAUGCGAACAGCAAAAUGAGCAUGCAUUUAAGGCUUGGAGUUCUAGAGGUUAUCAGAAAUCACUGCUUACUAACAUGACGAACAAGCAAUUGGUUGUUGAAGAUCAUACUUAUGAAAAUAUUGGACCCAAUUUGUACGAAAACCUCCCUUCCAAUGCAUUGCAUUAUUCGAGUGAUGUCUCACGUAAUCCAGUAGAUGACCCAGGAAGCAAAAUGCAUAAUCCAGCUGAAAUGCUACAAAACACAGUUGAAUUGUUAUACAAUCCGGGAAGCAUUUUAGAGAACACGGGCGAAGUUUUACAUAACCCAAGGUCUACGAGCAGACAUAGAUCUCGAUCCAGAUUGGGCGAGAACCGUCGUCGUCUCUCUGAUUACGCAACAUCACAGGAUUCGGGAAUCUGUCUGGAAAAUUCCAAUCCACUGAGGUCACAACCUGUAAUGUUUGAUUCUUCGCCUCCAGAUAUAGUUUCAAGUGGAACUCGAAAUUCCAGAGCAUCCCAGGUACCAGCAGCAGUUUACAUAAAUCGAGGACCAAGUAUUCAUCAAGAACGACCUGAUGUCAUUUUUCUUCCAAAUGCCAAUGAUGUCAAACUUCAGAAUCAAUCCGAGAAAAACAAAUGGCAAAGUCAUUCUGAGUUCCGUUCCAGAACGUAUUCUCCGAAUGAACCGAAUGAGCGAGUUCAAUCUAAUCAACAGGAGAUGAAUAUUUGUCAAGCUGAUCUAAGAACAAGAAAACUUUCGGAACCGAAAAAUUUUGGAGAUGUAGAUGACAAUUCGGACACUUCGAGAUCUGAAGGCCCUUUUCGAACUAACGUUUUAACCGAAGCUGCAAUUGCGCGUGAGAAAUUUUUUGGCACUAGAGCAAACAAGCGAAAUGAACAAAUUCCGAACCAUAAAUUUGUUGAAGAGGUUUCAUCUCCUUCAAAUAGUCGAAGUGAAGAGCUAGAAACUACAAGUCAACACAGGAGAGAAGUUUCAGAUGAGUUCCAGAAAUUCGAAAAUACUUCUGCUUACAGACAAACUCCAGAUUUUAUCCAGACAAUGUUGGAAAUAGACAACCCACUCCAGGCAUCAACUCCUAUGGUAUCACCCCACGUGACCAAAAUGGUGAAUGAGCUGUUUGAAUCCGAAAGCGAAGAAGAAAUUCAUCCAAAUAGAAGUAUCGGCCAAGUCCAAUCUUCGAAUAGUGCGAGACAGUCGAAAGCAAUUGCAAUGUUUAGAAAGGAGCAUUACGUAGAAGAUUUUGCAAGAAAACCAAAUUCUGCGAAAUUCAUCCCUGAAAAAAAUUCAGAAGAUUUUAAUCAAAGGAGAUCCUCUUACGUUCUAGCCAGUGUCCAAAAAACGCAAAAAACUAGCGCCUCGUACAAUGGCCACAAGAAAGACUUAGUAACAGAUAAUAAUGUGAAAGAAGUGUCGAAAACGAAGGGUGAUUCAAUCGAAACUGACACCUCUUCAAGUGACGAAACCAACUUCAGACCCUUUAGUGACGAAGCUGAUAACGCCAAACUGAGCUCCGAUGAUAAAAAUAUAGGAAAGUUUUGGCAAAAUGGCCAUGAUCAUUCGCCAUUCUCAGAUGUCAGUAGCUUGACACCUGAGAAGAAAGUCAAACCGAGGUCGGCAACUCCUCGUCGGCAUGCUUCCGAGAAGCAUAAGAGCGAAGGAAGUUUCUCCCCAGCAUCUGCGGAAGAUCGACACCUCUUAAUCGCUACUAAUGAACAACGGUUCGAGAAUGAAGAUGGUCUUAUUGUGCAAAAAAAUGACACAGUAAGCACAAGUCACUCCAAUAUCAAUGGUGAUGCCAUUGGUAGUGAUGGUGGAAUUAGAAGAACAGGCAUAGCUGAAGAUCACAGUUUUGGCUUCAGAAGAAAUUCAUUGAACUCGCAAGGAAAAGUAGGUGAAUGGAUGGAACGAAAUCAAAAACUUGGCAAAGUACUGGUUGAUCAGAGAAACAGGGAUAGGAAUAGUUCAAGUUCGCAUGAAAUAGGGCAUCUACCAGAAGGAAAGUCUGCAAGCAAGAACUCUAAGAACAAUUCAAAAGAAGGUUUUGCCACUCAGUUUGAAAUGAUUGAGCAUGAUGAAAUCAACGAUGAAAAUCGAUUAUCAAAAGAUCUUUUGAAUACUCCGAUAUCAUUUCCAAAAGAAGCGAGCUCUAAACUGGACGAAACACCGGUAGCAAAUAAAUCCGAAGGUGCGAAGUCAGGUACGACCGACUUACUAAUGAGUCAAUCAUCGCCUAGAACUGAAAACACAAAACUUAAGAUGAGGCAGCUCAUUGAGGAGCUAGAUUCUCAAAAAGCCAAAUCAACUAAAGCUAAUGACCGCAUGCAAAAGGCGGAUCAAACUGCCAGCGACAACGAGCCAGACAUGGUCAGCCCACUCAAAACAAACGACCGAAUCCAAAAGGUUAACGGAAACCUUGAAGAAAACGAGUCAUUUGAUGGAGGCAAAGGUGAAAGUUUCUCUAAAAUGGAAACAACAAUUAGUUACCCGGCAAUAAACAUUCAUAUUGACACAAUUCGAGUGGAAAUGGGACAAAAUGGAGCCCAGAUAGUCGAGUUGAAAAUGAAAGAAAAAACAGAUGAAAACAGCCAACAAAACAACGAAAGCCAAUCAAGUUUAAAAGAUAUCAAAACAGCAGAGGAACUUAUUGGGCUAAUAGGAGAAGAUAAAUUCCAGCAGAUAGUCGAAAAUGUUAAGCUACAGGUUACUGAGGAGAUCAAAAACGAAUCAAAACUCUCAGAAUUCACUGACACCAAGACGCCCGAAAAGAGACUCGAGGUACCACGGGAGCUUUCGUGGGAUGAAACUCCAGUUCUCGGUUCAACGCCGAGAACCUCAAACGAUAGAAUUGAACAAAUAUCACCGAUUAAAAGUUCGCCUAUUGAAGAAAGAAUUAACUCAACGUUUGCUGUUUCCAGCUCAGUCGAGGUUCCAAUGGCACAUCUCGAUUCGACUUUUCUGAAAACAUCAGCUGUUUUUGAAAGAAAUUCGGCUAAUUUCACACGCGAUGAAAUUCAACUUAAUCAUGGCGACCAUGAACGGAAACGGAAAAGUCAGACCAAAAAGAUGUACAUGAAAACUGAAAUGGGCGGCAUGAGCGAAGCUAAUGCAAAUUUAGUUUUCUUGUCCUCUCUAAGAAAUUCUCCCCGUGUUGUUCAGACUAAAACGGAAAAGCCCAAAACUUCAAACCAAAUUAAGAAAAAUACCCCAUCGGAAAGUAAACCUAUCAAGAGUGUUGAAGGUUUCAACGCUGCUGUCGCUGAUAUGACCUUCGCUAAGUCGUUGAGGUCUAGCGGUCUACAAACCAAAACUAAAAUUGAACCGAGAUCAAAAACCCCACAGCCGGUUAAGUCUACCGAAGCUCCCCAACCCGCCAAAACCAGGGCGAAAACCCCGGAUUUUAUAAAGAAAAAUAUUAAAUCUAUAACUGAAACUGACCAGGCUAACCGAAGCUCAAAAAUGACCUUGAAUUCUCGGAGUCUCCACUGUAGUAGAGAAAGUCUAAGUAUUCGAAAUAAGAGCAAAUCUAUGGAAAACUUAUUAGAGGAGAAAGGUGAGCCGAAAAACAAGAGCGAAGCAUUUUAUCAGAAAGGUCAGCGAGUAUGCAACUCAGUUGAAAACGUUUCACAAUCAACCGCAGAAUUGGUGGAAAGUAAUGUUUUCGAUUCGAUUGACGCAACUUCGGAACAGGAUCGAAAAUCAUCAAACAAAGCUGAAAAUCUGAUUCAAAAGGAAAACUUGAGUGAAACGUGCGAAAACAGCAAUCAGAACAACGAUACCGUUAUUCACGUUUUGGAACCAAAAAUGAACAAAGAUAGCAAUAAUGAUAAAAACUUAAAAAUUGCGCCCCUUUCACACCCAAUUUCAGUCCGAUCUGUCAAGAGAAAAUCAAGACUUGAAAAGUUAAUUCGAGAAACAGCCGAUCAAAACAAAAGCAUGACAUCAUCCAGAAUCCCGCUGCCCGCAAGAGGGCUUUCGUCUCGUUCGCCGAGUGUUGAAAACCUAGCGAAUGCGCCGGUGAGUGGCGAAAGAAAAUCGCGAAACCGAAGCUUGACUCCGAAGCCCAGAAAAGAUCCAAAGUCGAAUCGAUCUAAAUCCAGAAUAGCUGUUCCCAAAUUAUAGUUUACCAAAUGUUUAGCCAUUUGGAAGUUUUGUAUGGUGAUUAAUUUAUAUAAUUAUCGGCAGCUAUAAAAAAUAGUUUCCAUUUAAUGUAAAUAUAGAUUCUUCGCUUGAUAA